CUGCAAAGAAUAGUUUCUUACUCUUUACUCGAUUAUUCUACCCUAAUGACUAAACUUUGAACUGAAAGGAAAGGCGCAUUCAUACAGCAUUUUUGCAGAGGGACGCUCGAGUUUAAGGAGAAAAAGAGAAUUACGCCGAAACACAAGCAGCAGAAAACGACACCUGUAUCGGCUAGUGACCAUGGCAGCGAGCACUCAGGCUUUUCACGUGCCGACCCCCCUGCUGGAGAGUCUGGAGCUGUCCAAGCUGGCCGGGACCACAGUCUACCUCAAGAUGGACAACGCCCAGCCCUCGGGGUCCUUCAAGAUCAGGGGCAUCGGUCACUUGUGUCAGAAGGUUGCCAGGACCGGGUGUAAAGGAUUUGUGUGUUCCUCAGGGGGGAACGCUGGCUUAGCUGCAGCCUUUGUUGCAAAGAAGCUGGGAGUUCCAGCUACCAUCAUCGUCCCCGACUCCUCCUCCGACCUCGUUAUCCACAAGCUGAGGGACCACGGAGCCACGGUGCAGGUGUUCGGGAAGGUGUGGGAUGAUGCUAAUGAGGAGGCGCACAGACUGGCUGACUCCGAGGGCUUGCAGUACGUCCCCCCCUUCGACCAUCCCCUCAUCUGGGAAGGUCAUGCCAGCAUUGUGAAGGAACUCAAGGCCUAUCUGCCGACCAAGCCUGGGGCUAUAGUAGUGGCAGUAGGGGGAGGAGGGCUGCUCUGCGGGGUAGUGGAAGGCCUGAAGGAGGUGGGCUGGGAAGAUGUCCCCAUAGUUGCCAUGGAAACCAAAGGGGCUGACUGCCUAAAUGCAGCAAUGAAAGUGGGGAAGUUGGUCACCCUUCCAGACAUCACAAGUGCAGCGAAGUGCCUGGGAGCCAAGACUGUGUGUACACAAGCCUUUGAGUACGCCCAGCAGGGGAGCAUCAUCUCUGAGGUCAUCAGCGACCUGCAGGCUCUGCAGGCCGUGGAGCGCUUUCUAGAUGAGGAGCGUAUUCUGGUGGAGCUGGCCUGUGGUGCAGCUCUGAGUGCAGUGUACAGCGGAGUGACCCGCCGGCUGCAGGAAGAAGGCCGGCUGCCAACUCCACUGGGCCCCCUGGUGGUCAUCGUGUGUGGGGGGAGCAGCAUCAGUCUGGCCCAGCUGCAGGAGUACCAGAGACAAAUCCAGGGCUAGAGCCAGGGAGGCAGGGGAGAGAGGAAGACUGAGGGGGAGAGUGAGGGGGAGACUG
Molecule: messenger RNA, 1205 nt
Organism: Acipenser ruthenus (sterlet)
Lineage: Eukaryota; Metazoa; Chordata; Actinopteri; Acipenseriformes; Acipenseridae
Product: serine dehydratase-like
Exons: 8
Coding region: 182-1150 (322 amino acids)
Biological process (GO): L-serine catabolic process; L-threonine catabolic process
Molecular function (GO): threonine deaminase activity; pyridoxal phosphate binding; L-serine ammonia-lyase activity
Source: RefSeq, a predicted model, not a curated record